CCAUAAUUUUUUUUAUCUCCAUCAUUUAUUUUUCUUCAAAAAUCUCUCUCUUUUUUAUUCACUUCAUGUCUGUUCUUCACUAAUGAUUUUGCCAGCAGCGGCUUUAGUUCUUGGCAAGAACACGACAUUGCCAGCAUCGAAUCUUCUCCAGAUCCUUUUCUUCCACCAUUUACAGGUUCUCUAAUUCUUUCUAUAAAAAUAUCAAAUUGUGGAAAGAUUUUUGCAAAUUUCUCUGUAGUUUUUUGUUUGAUUAAUGAACAAGCUAAUUGGCCUGAGAGUAACAGGCGAGAGAAGCUCAUCAAUGGCUGCUGAUCAGCUUACGAAAAGGAACCAAAAUGAUGCCAAUCAAAGGAGAGAAAGUUGGAUGCUUGAUGAAAGUGAGAACAUAGAAAUUACAGUCAAAAAUGCUAAGAGGAAGAAGAAGACUCAUCUUCAUACUGAAGAGGAACUCCAUUGCCUUUUGCCUUCCUUUGAAUCCACUUCUUCAACAAGGAUGGUAACCACUCAUCCAACACUAAAAGUGAGAAAAGCGAGGAGGAAGACCCAAAAUAUUGGAGUUUAUAUAACUGUUCUACAGAAGCUUGUUUCUCCUUUUGGCAAGACUGAUACUGCUUCAGUGCUUCAUGAGGCUUCAGUUUACAUUAAGGCUAUGCAUGAGCGGAUUAAGUUGCUGAGCAAAACACAUCUGGAAUCGAUUCCUCAUGAUCUUGUUGAUCAGGGUAUGAACAAUGGACGUGAUCAGAGAUCAGAAAGCUUGCGAGGAAUGGGGCUUUGCUUGGUGCCAAUCUCACCGUUGAUCAUAAGCAUUGUGAAUCAUGAACCGUCGGAUGAUUGCAUGAGUGAGAGAGUGCUAUAGCCAACAGCUCAUUUUCUAUUUUUUUUAGGGGAUAGAAUCUGUAUUUGAAUUUGAAUUAUUAUUCAGAGAACUAAAUCAAUACAAUUGGGCGCCUUUCACUAUCA
Messenger RNA from Dendrobium catenatum, 960 nucleotides. RefSeq names its product transcription factor bHLH112. The coding region runs from base 254 to 856 and encodes 200 amino acids. The record is from RefSeq and is a predicted model, not a curated record. Gene Ontology annotation, biological process: regulation of transcription by RNA polymerase II. The transcript is spliced from 6 exons. NCBI's taxonomy places the organism in Eukaryota, Viridiplantae, Streptophyta, Magnoliopsida, Asparagales, Orchidaceae. Gene Ontology annotation, cellular component: nucleus. Gene Ontology annotation, molecular function: protein dimerization activity; DNA-binding transcription factor activity, RNA polymerase II-specific; RNA polymerase II cis-regulatory region sequence-specific DNA binding.